UGCUCUCGUGCCAAUCCCCCCCCGCCUCUCCACUGCGCCUUUGUCCGUGGCUGCCCUUUGUUCGUGAACACCAUCUUUACGCAAAGAGGGAGCUGUGGGUGGUGCUAGAGCUUUGUACUCUGCAUCUAUCAUAAUGGCUGGGCAGAGCGACAAAGAGAUUCUGAGCUUGGACGAUCUAGAGACUGCUCUCGCCUCUGACACCAAGAUCAAGCUCGCAGGCAUUGACAUAGAUGGAAUUCUUCGAGGUAAACUCGUCUCGAAGAAGAAAUUCCUUUCGGUUGCGAAAGAUGGCUUUGGCUUCUGCAGCGUCAUCUUCGGCUGGGAUAUGCACGAUCUGACCUACUUCCGAGAACUGAAGAUAAGCAAUAAAGAGAAUGGAUACAAAGAUCUGGUUGCAAAGAUAGACCUCAGCAGCUACCGGCGUAUCCCAUGGGAGGAUAAUGUGCCCUUCUUCCUGGUCAGCUUCUGCGACCCCGACACCGGCAAACCCAUCAGCGCUUGCCCCAGAAGUCUCUUGCGGACUGCGGUCCAAAAGCUGCACAAAGCUGGCUAUGGAGCCAUGGCUGGCGCAGAGUACGAGUUCUUCACGUUCAGAGCCCCCAGAGAUCCCUCUAUUCAAACCACUCAUCUUUCAUCUGCCACCACAGCUCCCUACCUUCAGACCAACCCCGUCGACUCUCUGCCCCAUCUCACCCAGGGCAUGUUUGGUUAUUCCCUGACCGAUCCGAUCCAUAAUCAAGACUGGUUCUACAGCAUCUUCGAUGCUUGUGAGAAGUUCAGAUGUAAUGUCGAAGGUUGGCAUACCGAGUCAGGGCCUGGAGUGUUCGAGGCUGCUCUUGAGUUUGGUGAAAUCACCGAGAUGGCGGAUAGAGCGAGUCUAUUCAAGUAUGUUGUCAAAGCGAUGGGUAGCAAGUAUGGUAUCACCCCGACGUUCAUGGCAAAACCCAAACAGGGCCUUCCGGGCAACAGUGGGCACGUACAUUGUUCCAUUGUCGACAAAAAAUCGGGGGAAAACUUGUUUUAUCGGGGCGAGAAAGAUCCAAAUCCACCGUAUCAAGACCUCGAAUACGUCUCAGACCUGGGCCGACAGUUCCUCGCUGGGAUUCUGGACGGUCUGGCCGAUGUAAUGCCAUUGAUUGCGCCUACAGUAAACUCAUACAAGCGGCUGGUUGAGAAUUUCUGGGCACCGGUCACUGUUUCCUGGGGUCUAGAGCAUCGAGCAGCAUCAAUCAGACUUAUUGCACCUCCCACGGCGUCAGCAAAGGCAACGAGAUUUGAAAUCAGAGUCUGUGGCGCUGAUUCAAACCCUUCAUUGGUGCUUGCUACAAUUGUUGCCUUGGGUUGGAGAGGUAUAGAGAAGAAAAUGGACAUCCCGGUUCCUCCUCUAAGCAGAGGAGAAGAUGUUGGAGGGAGCAGCGACCAAGGCGAGCGAUUGCCCAAAAACCUCAAAGACAGUACAGCAAGAUUUAUGGCCAAAGGCAGUGUGGCCCGAGAAGUCUUUGGAGACGAAUUUGUCGACCAUUAUGGAGGCACGAGAGAACACGAAUGCAGAUUAUGGGAUGAAGCCGUGACCGAUUGGGAGGUUAGGAGGUAUAUCGAGACUGUAUAAGAUACCCAUUUGGUAAUGAGAUUUUCCUACUCGAUUCAAAAGCACUGGCUCUGCCCAAUCUCUCGCGAUUGUUUGUCAGGAUUUUGGUAAUUGUCGGCGGCCGGCGCAUCAAUGAAC
Molecule: messenger RNA, 1726 nt
Organism: Exophiala oligosperma
Lineage: Eukaryota; Fungi; Ascomycota; Eurotiomycetes; Chaetothyriales; Herpotrichiellaceae
Exons: 2
Coding region: 134-1609 (491 amino acids)
Molecular function (GO): glutamine synthetase activity
Source: RefSeq, a predicted model, not a curated record